This is a messenger RNA of Erinaceus europaeus (western European hedgehog), 1604 nucleotides long. It is a transcript of the gene TMEM222, whose product is annotated as transmembrane protein 222. Lineage: Eukaryota; Metazoa; Chordata; Mammalia; Eulipotyphla; Erinaceidae. The record is from RefSeq and is a predicted model, not a curated record. The transcript is spliced from 7 exons. The coding region runs from base 254 to 697 and encodes 147 amino acids.
GCCAACCCCGCCCGGGAUGGCGGAAGUGGAGGCGCCGACGGCGGCCCAGAAGGACCAGAAGGAAAGUGGCGCCGUCAUGGACGUGGAGCGAAGCCGUUUCCCCUACUGUGUGGUGUGGACGCCUAUCCCGGUGCUCACAGCAUUGCUCAGCUCUGACUUAUGGUGGUUCAGGGGACUGAACCUGGGACCUGGCAUGAAAGUGUUUGCAUAGCCAUUAUGCUGUCUCCACGCUCUUCUUUCUUUUUUGAUAGAGAUGAAAGACAGGUGGUUUUUCCCAUUCAUCGGCCACAUGGGCAUCUGCACAUCCACAGGCAUCAUUCGGGACUUCGCUGGCCCUUACUAUGUCUCAGAAGACAACAUGGCCUUUGGGAAACCUGCCAAGUACUGGAAGUUGGACCCUGCUCAGGUCUAUGCUAGUGGGCCCAAUGCAUGGGACACAGCUGUGCAUGAUGCCUCUGAGGAGUACAAGCACCGCAUGCACAGUCUCUGUUGUGACAAUUGCCACUCCCACGUGGCAUUGGCCCUGAACCUGAUGCGCUACAACAACAGCACCAACUGGAACAUGGUGAUCCUCUGCUUCUUCUGCAUGCUCUAUGGGAAGUAUGUCAGCAUUGGGGCCUUCGUGAAGACCUGGCUGCCCUUCGUCCUCCUCUUGGGUGUUAUCCUAACCAUCAGCCUGGUCUUAAACCUUCGGUGAUGGCUUCCUCGUGACCCUGAAUCCACCAGACUCCUAAGGAGGAAGCUGCCACUUUUUUGGUUCCAGAUUCUUUUCUUCACCCUGAAAGACAGGGAUGAACCUGCUGGUUUUGACCCAGGGUCUGGACAAGUGGCUGGAAUAAGGACUGAGGACACGCACGGGGCAUGGGUGUUUGUUUAUUGUGUCUCCUGGUCACUCAGAAGUUCCCUGUCCCCCUCCAUUCCAGACUGUGACCCCUGUCCUUGAGGAGCCCUCUGUUCAUCUUUUGGGAAGACCUUUGCUUCCCUCUGUAGGGUUGCUGCUUCCACUGCCUGCUGGGCUCCCUGUGCCCGUUGAGAGCAGGGAAGAUGUUUAGACCAGCAGAGAAGGCCACACGGGCAGAGCUGGAUCUGGUCUGGUGGAGAUGCUAAAAAUUCUCCAUAAGCUAAGCUGCCCGUGGACAUUCAGCACUGGCCUGCAGAAGGGUCCAGUGGACUGGAGCCCUCUUCCCCACCUGGUGUUCAUCAGAAGCUUUACUAGGGGUGGUUGUGCCACAGGCAUCCGCCAGCCCCUGUUGCCCUUCCUCCCACUCUCCUAGAGCCUCCUGGCACUUGGAGGCUUUAGCUGCAGUUUGAGGCCUGGGCACUUCCAAUCCCGCUGAAGAGUGAGCGAUGCUGACAUGACCAGAGUGAGCCCUGUAGCCAAACCAAUAUAAGAACACUAGGCCCCAGCCCCAGGUGUAGGCCUUGUGCUAGUGAUCUGCAUCCCUUGGGUCCAGGGUUGGGGUAUGAGUGGGGCUAUGAGAGCAUCGAGAGCCAUCAAGGAGGGGUGGGUGGUGGUAAUGGCCUGUGCUGUCCCACUCACCCUACUCCACGAAUCUUCUGUGUGGGACUCCCUGGGCAAAACAAUAAAGAGUUUUUACUUCUGA